AUUUUGUGGGGAAAAAAAUGUUUUUAAGCAUUCAAGAAAUAAUAUAACUUUCCGUAGAUUACAAAAGCUUUUCGCUAUUCAUGAGAGUCGCGGAGACCGGUAGGCUGAAAUCUACAAUUUUCUCUUUUUCUUGUAUUUAGAGAAAUAUUGAAGACGAUGUCAGUGACCCCAGCCCACAGAACAAGAUGUUUCUUUGAUGUUGACAUUGAUGGCCAAAAUGCCGGCAGAAUUGUAUUUGAGUUGUACUCAGACAUCACACCUAAAACCUGUGACAACUUCAGAGCAUUAUGUACAGGUGAAAAAGGUGUGAGUGAAAAGAGUGAUCUGCCCCUCCACUAUCGUGGCGCCCCCUUUCAUCGUAUUGUAAAGGACUUUAUGAUUCAAGGCGGUGAUUUUACAAAAGGUGAUGGAACAGGGGGUGAAUCUGUAUAUGGAGGGCAGUUUCCAGAUGAGAACUUUGUAGAGAAACAUGGUAAAGAAUUUUUGCUAUCUAUGGCAAACAGGGGUAAGGACACUAAUGGAUCACAAUUCUUCAUAACUACAAAGCCUGCUCCUCAUUUAGAUGGUAAACAUGUAGUAUUCGGUCAGGUUGUCAGCGGUCAGGAGAUUGUCAAACAGAUAGAAAACCUUGAUACCGACAAGAAAAACCGUCCACUUGUCCCCGUAACAAUAGCUAACAGUGGAGAGUUGGUAUUACAGCCUAAAGCAAAAGGUAAAAAAAAGAAAAGCGUUGCUGAGUCAGAAAAGGAGUCUGAUUCUGCAGAGUCAAGUUCUGAAUCUGAUUCUAGUGACUCUGAACAAGAGAAAAAGAAGAAGAAAAAGAAGAAAAAAGAAAAGAAAAAAUCCAAGAAAAAGAAAAAAGAGAAGAAAAAGAAGAAGCAAAAACAGUCUAGUUCAGAAGAUGAAGGGGAGAUCAAGAAAGAGGAAGAAUCUAGUACAGUAUAUGGUAAUAUACGUCCUGAGGAAAUACCAGAUGUUCCUAGUAACAAGUUUCUGUCUAGGGAUAGGCAAGACAUGGAUCAACCUGGCAAAGAGAAUCAGAGAGACCAGUCAAGGUCAAGGAUACGAUACACGUCCAGCGGAGAUAAGAUUAAGGGGAGAGGAACUAUUCGUUUUCACAGAAGUUGGAGUCGAGAAAGAAGUGCCACUCCACCACAUUGGCGCAGAGAGCAGCAACGUGCCAAACCAAAGGGGCAAGACAAUAAUAGAGAGGCUCAAGGUCAAGGCCGGUGGGAAAGAGGUGAUCGCAUGGAGCGAGAACAGCCACCAAACCGAAGAGGUGACCGUAUGGAAAGGGACCAAUUGGAUCGCAGAGGAGAACGCAUGGAGCGAGAUCAACAAGAUCGUCGGUUUAGGGAAGACAGACCUAACAGGGCGGAGUUGAGGGACAGGUUAGGACGGAGGGAAAGAGAAGGAAGAGGGCAACUAGAUUUGAGAGAUAAGUUUCAGCGUGGUAGAGAUAGGAGCAAUAGUGACAGUGAAGGAGAACAAGCAAAGGGGCAAAAGAAGAAAGAUAAAAGUACUAUUAUAAUGUUCAUUACCUGUUUAAUUUCUAAAAGGGGAGGUAAAUCUAGAAGAGAUAGCAGCAGUGAGGGUUCAGAUUUAGAUGUUUCACAAAGAAAUGGGAUGGAUUCUGGUCGUGGGGGCAAUCGCGAUCCAGAAAAGAUUGAUUUGAGAGACCGAAUCCGGAAAAAACAGCCUGAAGAAGAACGUGUGCCAAGCAGACGUCACCAGGGCACUGAUUCAUCAUCUGAAGAGGGUGAAAUACACGAUCGACGUCACAAUGAUGAUCAAGAGGAUUCGGAGUCUGAAACAGAAAAGCUUCGUAGAGCGGCAUUAGCGUCACGCCUCACAAGAACAGUACAGCUGAAGAAAGGGUCUCCAUCUCGCAAGGUACAAGUGAAGAGAGGCGAUACCUCUGAUUCAGAAUCAGAGAAAGAAACCUUGAAGGGUAAGAAACAUUCAAGGUCAAGUUCAUCUGAAGAUGAACCCAGGAGAAAUGUGACAGUUUCAAGUAAAUUGGUUGAACAAAAAAAGGCUUCUGUAGUAAGGGAAAGACGCCGAAAGUCUAGGUCUCCCUCUUCUUCACCAGAACGGCCUCCAAGAAAAAGAGGUCAAAGGUCGAGAUCAAGAUCACCAGUCAGACGCAGACGGUCAUCUUCUGCUGCAUCACCUGUAAAGACCAAAAGGUCAAAGUCAAAAUCACCAGUAAGGAAACGUAAAUCACCAUCACCGAUAAGGUCAAAGAGGUCACCUUCAAGGUCACCUGUGAGGAAGAGGUUACGGUCACCUGCUAGACGUCCAUCUAGAAAAUCUAGGUCAAGCUCUAGGGAGGACAAACGUAGAAAUUCCUCAAGUAGUUCCAGAAGUAGGUCAAGGUCAAGAGAAGGAAAGCCUAGGAGGAUAAGGGAUCCUCCAUCUGCCAAGUAUGGCUUCAAAAGAAGGUCAUCAAGUAGUUCUUCUAGGUCAAGGUCAAGGGGUCGAUUUAGGUCAAGGUCAACUUCUCGGGACAGACGGAGAAGAAGUGACACACGCAGAGAUAGGGGAAUAGACAGAAAAAAACUGGAAGAAGCUGCAAGAAUGGCUCGCAUAAAAUCUGAGAGCCCUCCACCCACUCAUUGGAAGAAAGGACAGAAACCAUGGAAACCCAAGGGUCCAGAAGCUGAUCAACAAAAAUUAGAUAAAGCAGUACUACCCCCUGUUGCCCCCUAUGUUGGUGCCAGUAUGUCUGCUGCAUCAGGGGAGAUAGAUGUCCUUCAAAUGUCAAGGUCACCUGUGUCAGAGGUCAAAGAUCAACUGGCUGGUUCCCCUCAAAAACAGGAAAGCAAGUCUGAUGUUCUCCCAGUGAAGAUACAAUAUCACCUUGAUGACCCAAAUGUCAAAGCUCGACCAAUCAUUGUCUCUGAAAAGAGAACAAAACCUAAAAGGUCAAGGUCAUUGAGUAGUGAUAGUUCAAAAUCUAGGUCAUCUAGAAGUUCUGUGUCUUCAAGGUCACGAUCAAGGUCAGUGGAUAAUAGUGAUUCUGAAACGGAGGAACAACGAAAAGAGAAAGAGAAGAAAAAAGUUGAGGAGAGGAUAAAAUGGCAGCCACCACCAGACCCCGAUGAUAUUGACAAAGACGAUCAUAGUCCUGUAUCCCCAACAAAAAUGAGUGUUGCCGUGGAUGUUGAUGAAGCUAGUAGGUCUUCUCUCAAAACUCCGCCUCUACCCAAGAUAGCUGAAGUCGCUGAAGCUACCUCGGAAUUAGCCAGAAAAAAGCGAGGAAGAUGGGACAGUGCAGAGUCAUUGAAGAAGGUCGAGGUGAAGCCAACCCCUCCUGUUGCCGAGGUGGACAGGUACAAUCCUGGCUCACCAACCAAGCCAAAUGAUGGAUCCCCUGGUCUUCCCCCAAUGCCGUCAGAUCCGGAGCCAGCACCCCCACCGCCCCCACCACUUCCUGUAGAAUGUCUACCCCCUCCUCCCCCACUAGACGACUCUCAUGCUAUAGGAAAGAAAGAUUUCCAGUCGAAACAAUCCAAAGAAAUUUCAAAAUCGGUGCCAUCUGUAGGGGACAAGGCUAUUUCAUCAGUAUUUGAGAACAGUAGCCCAUUAAAAGGGCAGAUCGGAGUUGUGAAGCCAAUGUCGAUUUUACCUAAAGUAAUUAAUGCAGACAUUCCAAUGCCUGCUGAGCAAAAGCCAUCAGAAGAUGAGGCCUCCAAGGAUAAGAAAACAAAGGAAACUAAAAAUGAAUCUGGACCAUCAACUUUAAAGGAAUCAAGGGAUAAAGAAAGGAGAAGAUCAAAAUCUUCAAGACAAAGGUCAAAGUCAAGGUCAAAAUCUAGAGAAAGAAGUUCUUCAACCCGUAAAAGGUCACCCAUAAGAAGGAGAAGAAGUUCUCCAUCUCCUAAAAGAAGUAGGAAAAGAUCACCCUCACCCUCUCCGAAGAAAAGGCGAUCUAGAUCACCAAGGAGAAGGAGGUCAAGGUCACCAAGAAGAAUUUCAAGGUCACCAAAAAGGCCAAGGAAAAGGUCAUCAUCUGGUUCUGUGUCUCCUAGGAGAUACUCUCCUGUUCCUCCAAGAAGGAGAUCAAGGUCUCCGAGGCGUAGAAGGACAAGAUCCCCUAGACGAAGGUCAAGGUCACCUCGUAGAUCAAGGUCUCCACGUAGAAGAUAUUCCAGAUCUAGAUCCAGAAGUCGUGGAAGACAUGCGAAAAAGAGGAGUCGAUCACCUGUGAAACGUAAAAGAAGGCAAAGUAGUAGCUCGUCAUCAAGCAGUUCCCGCUCCCGGUCAUCACGGAGACGUAACAAAAGGUCACCAAGUAGUAGUGACUCGAGUAGAAGCAGGUCGUCACGACGACGGAGGAAGAAGAGUUCAAGUAGCAGUCGAAGUAGAUCUUAAAAGGAUAAUAGAAUGACAAACAUUUUAAAACUGUUUUUUUUUUAUUAUCUAUUUUUCUUUUUAAUAAAAUGAAAGGUUUAUUUCAUUAAUUUUCACGGUAUGAAUUUUGUACAUUUCUUGGCUUUUGUCAUUUUAUUGUUUGUUGAAAAAUACAUAGUUUUAAAGCUCGAUUAAGGGUGUCUAAAUGUACAUGUCUAUGCUUAUAGUAAAGAGUCAGGCCAGCCUGGAUGUCCGAGCAGGGUUACUUAGAGCCAUGGGAAAAUGUCCUACAAUUGACUGCUUUUGCAUUUUUAGCAAGACUUUUUAAAGAAUAGCGAAAGAUAUUGUAGACUUUUCCAGGUGCCUAUGUUAUAAUUUAGUUAAGUUUUUGCAUGCAAAUGGAUAUUUCUAAAACUACUGAAGGGAAUGGGUUAAAACUUCACACAGUUAUUUGAGAGUAUAAUAGGAUGUCAACUUUAAAGGCCAUAACUCUGCCGUGGAUUUUGACAGAAUUAUGGCCCUUUUUGAACUUGGAAAAUUUUACAUUAUCCAGGCUCUUUGUAUACUAUCAAGCACUGAGAAUAGCCAACCGAUGGCUCUUGUGAAUUUUUAAUAAUUGUAAUGAAAGUGACAAUAAUUUGUACAUGUAAAGUGGUGUAAAUUAGGUUCUUUUUUAUGAAAAGGAACUUAUCAAAGACAAUUAAUUUUAAAUUUUAUUAAAAGAUUUGUUUUUACAUUUAAAGGAACUCCACUGUGGUAGAAAGCCUAAAAAACAUAAAAUCUGAAUUUCUUACAUGUAAUAGCUGGGGCACUACAUGUAAUAGCUGGGGCACUUAAAACAGAAAUAUAUGCAAAAAUAUACUUGGAAAUAAAUUGAAAAUAGUAUUUUUGAGUGAAAAGUUGCAACACUUUUCAAUUUUUGGAAUUAGAAUAAUGAUUCUUGAAAAACAGAGUGAGCGAAUGAUCUGAUAUUUUACAUACCAGUUGUUGGUUUAGACCUACAUCAAAUAGAACAUUUAUCUUGAAAAAAUAUUUCCUGUCCCAUCAUGUCAAAAAAACAUCAGUGGAGUCCCUUGAAUGUAGACAAUAGUUUCUUGUUGAUAUAGAUAAGUUCAUGUGAAUUAAUGGUGUUGUGUUUUCGUUGUUCGUUUUUUUGUGGGUAUUUUUCUGAUACAAAAAAUGGUGACUUUUUGAUAAUUGUAACAUAACUACUGAAGUACAGUUUUAUUUUACUGGGAAAUGAGAGGUAUUUUGGAUUUUCUGGUAACUGUCCGAAUAUUUGUGUAUAUUUAGGUAAAACUCAUACCACUAUACAGUACUUGAUUUGACUUUUUGAUUUAAAGCUGCAUGUCGCCAGAUGAGCCGAAAAUCUUCAAGAAAAUCAAUUUUGAGAAAAUUUACUAAGAUUUUUAGAAAAAUGAAAAUAUUCAAUAUUUAAGUAAUGAUUUUUGCAGUAUUUAUCACCAUAUAUCUACUGUGUAACUAACACAGUUCGGGCUAUUUUGCAUGUUUUUUAAACUGUAUUUGGUAAUAUAUUUUGAUUGAAUGUGCUGUUUGAAAUGUGUAAAUUAUUUUCUUUGUUCACUUCACAAUAUUUUACUCCUGAAUACAUUUUCAAA
Ruditapes philippinarum (Manila clam) is the source of this 5975-nucleotide messenger RNA. RefSeq names its product peptidyl-prolyl cis-trans isomerase G-like. Gene Ontology annotation, molecular function: peptidyl-prolyl cis-trans isomerase activity. The record is from RefSeq and is a predicted model, not a curated record. NCBI's taxonomy places the organism in Eukaryota, Metazoa, Mollusca, Bivalvia, Venerida, Veneridae. Gene Ontology annotation, biological process: protein peptidyl-prolyl isomerization; protein folding. The transcript is spliced from 24 exons. Gene Ontology annotation, cellular component: intracellular membrane-bounded organelle. Bases 157 to 4377 code for a protein of 1406 amino acids.